AUGGCUCUAGAGAUAGACAUGGAGAACAAUGUUCUACAUAUGCAGGAAAAGGAAAAGGAGUUAGAGAAAUUAAAGGAAAAUUUUCAAGGGAUGAAGGACCAAGGCACAAAUAUAUUGAUGGCUGUUUAUUUAUAUGAAGCAGUAAAAAAUGAUGAUGUUGGCAGGUUCAUUUCUGACUCGGUAGUUUUAACGGAAAGAGAACCCCGUAUUUCUGCCAUUUUCCACCAAGUGAGCGCAUCAGGGAAUUCAGUGCUUCACAAGGCAGCAACUUUUGGAAGCAGAGAGAUAGCUAAGCUCAUCACUGAUCACUUCCCCUUCCUUCUUACGAAGAGAAAUGUUUUAGGUGAUACUGCACUUCACGUCGCAACCAAAGCUAGAAAAUUGAACGUAAUGAAAGUCCUCAUUGAUGCUAAUGUUAAUAACUGUGAAAAGUUAUUACAAAUGAAGAACAAAGAUGGAAACACUGCGCUGCAUGAGGCUGUUAUAGCUCAGUAUGUUGAUGCUGUGAAAUAUUUAUUUCCGCGCCAUAAAGAAGGGUCAUACUAUUUGAAUGAUGGAGGUGAAUCUCCAUUAUGUCGAGCCAUUGAAACUGAAAAUAUAGAAAUUCUUGAACUUCUGUUAGAAGCUCCAUAUGAAAAUGGCGGGCUGAUUGAAAGGCCUCGGAAAGAGUCACCUGUUCAUGCUGCCAUCUUCAUGAAAAGACGAGAUAUGUUGGAAAAAAUAUUCGAGAAGAAUAAACAACUAUUCCACAUAAGAGAUGAAAAGGGGAAGACGCCAUUGCAUUAUGCAGCAUCCAAAGGUUACAUUGAUGGCGUUCGAUUCCUGUUAAUAACAGAAUUUAAACAUGAUGCCUUUGGAAGGAGUAACAACGAUGACUUCCCUAUUCAUGCUGCAUGCAAAAGAGGACAUACAAAGGUAGUCAAAGAGUUUCUUCAACAACAGUGGCUCUAUCCAACAGAAUUACUCAACAAAAAGAGCCAGAAUAUUCUUCAUGUUGCUGCUGAGAAUGGAAAAAACGAUGUGGUAAAAGCCAUACUGAGUGACUCAAAACUUGAGGAGCUUAUAAAUGCAGUAGACGAGAAUGGAAACACUGCUUUGCAUUUGGCGUCACUGAAUCUUCAUUCUAAAGUCAUAUGUUCUCUCACGUGGGAUAAGAGAGUUGAUUUGAAACGCAGAAACAAGGAAGGCCUGACUGCAUUUGAUAUUGCUUCAAGUAUUCGAAACGAUUUGAAAGCUACACAGGACUUAACGCUUUGGGUCUUAAGUUCAGCUGGCACACCCUACAGUGAAAAGGGAAGGAAGAUUAUUAGCUUGAAACGAGAAAGAGAACCACCAAAAUUGGAGCAAAUUAGCUUGAAACGAGAAGGAGAACCACCAAAAUUGGAGCAGUUUCAGAACCUGAUCAACGUAAUUUUGGUGAUAGCAGUGCUAGUGGCCACCGUGACCUUUUCUGCUGCCUUAACUGUUCCGGGUCGUUUCAACCGCUCUGAUGCGGGACAUAGAUUGGCUUUCGAUGUUUUCAUUAUCUGUGAUUCCAUAGCUAUGUAUUUCUCCAUGACAGGGGCUUUCGUCCUCAUAUGGGCAUUAAUAGCCAGUGACAGGGAAAAGUUCGCCAUUAAUUUCGCUUUAAUUGUACUGGUAGUAGCUAUUUUCGCGAUGUCCAUGGCAUUUAUGGCCGUUGUAUACAUAGCCCUGAGUAAUAUUCCUUGGAUUUCGUAUUCUCUUUUGGCUGGGGGAAUCUACUACCUUCUCACUUUCAGCUUCAUUUUCACUUCCUUGAUGUUCCCAAAAUUUAGGACUUCCAAUCGUAUCUUAUAUUUCAUUUGUCACUAUCUCGUUCCAUACAAGCUUUUUUGGGUCCGAAUUUGGGAACGAGUCCCUUUAACAUAAUGUUCUACUGAUGCUUUUAUUCGCCCAACGUUGGGAACAAGUAGAUGAUAGCAAAGCAAGAGUCUCAGCCAGAGAGAGAAGAUUUGCAGGAGGAAGGCCGCAUAAGGGAGGACUAGCUCAUUUCAAAUAUACAUAAUGGUCGUUCAUAUAUAUUGUGAUCAAUCUCAAGCCACUCCUCAAAUAAUAAAAGCUUCUGGGACUUCUCAAAUAUGGAAGGGUUGUGAUUGUAAUAAGAUGUUUGGACAUUAACAAGCAUCAUAUCCUAUGGAUUGUAAUAUUUUAGAUGUUUGGACUUUACCAAGCACCAUUUCCUAUAGUAGAAGGUAUUUUUAUGAUAACAUGUAAAUGAGAGUGGGGUAAGUUAUACGACAUACAACA
This is a messenger RNA of Quercus robur (English oak), 2268 nucleotides long. RefSeq names its product protein ACCELERATED CELL DEATH 6-like. The record is from RefSeq and is a predicted model, not a curated record. Gene Ontology annotation, cellular component: plasma membrane. Gene Ontology annotation, molecular function: protein phosphatase regulator activity; protein phosphatase 1 binding. The coding region runs from base 1 to 1890 and encodes 629 amino acids. The transcript is spliced from 3 exons. NCBI's taxonomy places the organism in Eukaryota, Viridiplantae, Streptophyta, Magnoliopsida, Fagales, Fagaceae.